AAGGGAAUAUGUCUUCCACUUCAGCUUCGCCCAUCAGCAACAUAACCGUGGACGACGAGCUUAACAUAAGCAGAGAACAAGACUUUGUCGAGGAGGAUUUCAUUGUCAUCAAGGAGGAGCGCGAAAGCAGCCUGUCACCAAUGUUGACGCCACCGCACACGCCCACCGAAGAGCCGCUGCGGCGCACAGCCUCCGAUGAGGCGGUGGCCACGCAGCUACAUUUGCGACACAUGGCGCACUACCAGCAACAGCAGCAGCACCAGCAGCAACAGCACCAGCAGCAUCAACAGCAACAGCAACAUCAGCAGCAGCAACAACAUCAUCGCCUCUGGCUGCAGAUGCAACAGCAGCAUCCGCAUGGUCAUUAUCCGGUUUAUGCCGGAGCCAAUGCCGAUCCCGUGGCCGUGCAUCAGCAGGCGUUGCUCAUGAACCAAUGGAUACGUAAUGCCGCCAUCUACCAGCAGCAGCAACAGCAACAACAGGCAGCAGCUGCUGCAGCUGGUCAUCACCAUCAUCCGCACCCGCAUCCACAUCCCCAUCAUCCGCACCAUCACGGCCAUCCCCAUGCCCAUGGCCAUCCCCAUGUGCGUCCCUAUCCCGCUGGACUGCAUACGCUGCAUGCGGCCGCUCGCCAUUUUGGAGUUAUGCCCAGUUUGAAGCUGAGCGGCGCUGCAGCAGCCGGUGCCACAGGCGGUGGCGGCGGCAGCAGCCGGCCCAAGAAGCAGUUCAUCUGCAAGUACUGCAAUCGCCAGUUCACCAAGUCCUACAAUCUGCUCAUACACGAACGCACCCACACGGACGAGCGUCCCUAUUCCUGCGACAUCUGCGGCAAGGCCUUCAGACGUCAGGAUCAUCUGCGUGAUCAUCGCUACAUACACUCGAAGGAGAAGCCAUUCAAGUGCAACGACUGCGGCAAGGGCUUCUGCCAGUCGCGCACGCUGGCCGUGCACAAGGUCACCCACUUGGAGGAGGGUCCGCACAAGUGUCCCAUCUGCCAGCGCAGCUUCAAUCAGCGUGCGAAUCUCAAGAGUCAUCUGCAGAGCCACAGCGAAUCAGCCACAGCUGCUCAGGCAGCAGCAGCAGCUGCAGCAGCAGGAGCAGCAGUUCCACGAUCCAGCCAACCAUUGAGCUCAGCAGUUCAGCCUGCGCAGCUGGUUAGUCCCGGCUCCAAUCAUAAUACGCCCGCUUUGGAUCUGUCGUCGUCAGGCGGUGCCACUGCGGAGCGGCCCAAGCGAACGCUGGGCUUCACCAUCGAUGAGAUCAUGAGCAGAUAGAUGAGUCAGCUGAUCGCA
Messenger RNA from Drosophila hydei, 1292 nucleotides. It is a transcript of the gene odd, whose product is annotated as protein odd-skipped. Gene Ontology annotation, molecular function: RNA polymerase II transcription regulatory region sequence-specific DNA binding; DNA-binding transcription factor activity, RNA polymerase II-specific. The record is from RefSeq and is a predicted model, not a curated record. Bases 9 to 1274 code for a protein of 421 amino acids. Gene Ontology annotation, cellular component: nucleus. The transcript has 2 exons. NCBI's taxonomy places the organism in Eukaryota, Metazoa, Arthropoda, Insecta, Diptera, Drosophilidae. Gene Ontology annotation, biological process: embryo development; embryonic hindgut morphogenesis; regulation of transcription by RNA polymerase II.